Parnassius apollo (apollo) is the source of this 2064-nucleotide messenger RNA. NCBI's taxonomy places the organism in Eukaryota, Metazoa, Arthropoda, Insecta, Lepidoptera, Papilionidae. The record is from the annotation of a GenBank genome assembly.
AUGGUGGUACAAAGAGGAACGCGCAUAGGGCCGUUGCCUGGGGGUCGCCGGGGCGCGUCUGGAGCUGGCGCUGGACGCGGCAGCAUGCGGGCCGCCAGCCGAACGCGAGGAGCUGUACUAUCACCUAGCAGCCCUCCGCAUCCAUCAUCCCCACCAGAAGGCUUGGUGUCGGCUGGGUCUUCUCGGACUCAGCAAGCGGCACCCGCCGCUGGUGGAGCACGUCGCAUGCGUUGGUCACAAACAAUGAACGCAAACGCACUGCGGGCUUACUUUAGGGCAAAAGGGGAAGAAACCGGAUGUUUGGCAUAUCGGGCUCGGAUGCAUCUCUUUUUUGCAGAGCUGGAGCCAUCUCUAUCCGUCACUGAGCAAAACCUGGCAGACCGAGUUCGGUACAUCCUGCGCUCCAACAUAUUUGGUGACGCCGAACUCGAACAACUACGAUGUGAGGCUGUUCCCUCAUCGGAUGGAAAUGCUACGGCCGGGAAUGCGGCGCCACUAAUUGCGCAGCAAACUGCAAAUGUGGACGCUGCCGUCAAUAUUCCAUUUGUGGUUAAUUCAGACGAUGAUGGAAUAGUCCCCCACGAACUAGAGAAAAUGAGAAGCAUAUUGGAAGAGUCGAUUCUGGAAACGCACAGCAUGCCUUUCGAAAAUCGACCGCGACUUCCCCGCAUACCCCUUAGCAAGCGAAAUCGGGCUGUCGAGCGGGCUCUUAACCCAAUGCUGGUGACUAUUUGGAAGCCAGCCGGGACCUUUGCGAGACGGACUCAAUUCUUUUUUGGCGCCGCACUGGCAGUAUGCCGUAUUAUUGGCGCCAAACUUCCCACUUCCACUGCACGUGCUACUCAACAAGGUAGUGCCAUCCCAGCCUGGAGAAAAAGAAUCGAGGACCGUAUCGCAAAGGCAAGGGCCCUUAUCGUCAGACUGACAAGCUUCAGGUCGGGUAAUAAUAGACCGAGAGUUGUGCGCACCGUUAGAAUGGCGUUUGCUGGGACAAAUAUUAGUUUGUCCCAGCCGAAUAUCACGCAGAAACUAACGGAGCACAUAGAUGACCUGAAGCAGAGAAUCGCUGCUUGGGGAAAGCGAAUUCGGCGAUAUACCGAGAGGUCGACACGGUUCAACCAGAAUCGUCUCUUCCAGAGUGAUCAGAAGAGGCUCUAUAAAUCAUUGGAGCGACCAGAGGUAUGUGGAGCGGGCCCAGGACCGGAUCAGGCUGACACUGUCGCAUUUUGGCGUGGCCUGUGGUCAGAGCCCGUAAACCACAGCGAGGGCCCUUGGAUGGAAGUUGUGGCGAGCCAGAGUGCAAGUGUUACGCCUAUGGACUUCGUCACCAUAACGCCUGAAGACGUGGCUGAGGCGGUCCGUAGGGCCCCGAACUGGAAAAGUCCGGGGCUCGACGGGCUGCAUCAUUACUGGCUGAAGGGGUUCGUAGUGUGUCACGCUGUGCUCGCCCGACAGUAUCAAGAGGCUCUCGAUCAGAAGUCGCUCCCGAGCCUCUUCACUACUGGGAUGACUCACUUGGUUCCUAAAGAUCAGGAUACCACAGACCCGAGCAAAUACAGCCCCAUCACGAUGGCACCGUCGACGUCUGUCGACGCUUGUCGAGCGGCAGACCGAGUUCGGUAUAUCUUGCGCUCAAAUAUAUUUGAUGUCGCCGAACUCGAAGGGCUACGACGUGAAGCUGUUCCCUCAUGGGAUGAAAAUGCUACGGCUGAGGAUGCGGCGCCACAAAUUGUAGAGCAACCCGCAAACGCGGAUGCCGCCGUGAAUAACCCAGUUGUGGUUGAUUCGAACGAUGAUGGAACAGUCGCCCAGGAACUGGAAUUAGAGCAUAUGAGGAGUAUAUUGGAAGAGGCGAUUGUGAAAACGCGCACUACGCCUCCCGAAAGUCGACCGCGACUUCCCCGCAUAGCCCUAAGCAAGCAGAAUCGGGCUGUCGUGAGGGCUCUGAACCCAAUGCUGGUGACCUAUUUGGAACCGCAAUCCUUUUUUUGGCACCGCGUUGGCAGUCUGCCGUAUCAUAGGCGCCAAGGUUUCCACGGCUGGACGCACUACUGGCCAAAGUAG